Molecule: messenger RNA, 1285 nt
Organism: Aethina tumida (small hive beetle)
Lineage: Eukaryota; Metazoa; Arthropoda; Insecta; Coleoptera; Nitidulidae
Product: tetraspanin-1-like
Exons: 4
Coding region: 1-1044 (347 amino acids)
Cellular component (GO): membrane
Source: RefSeq, a predicted model, not a curated record
AUGGGAACCGGGGCGAGUGAGGGGGGGCUCCGUAGGCGGAUGCCGCUGCGACGCGUCGGCGGCGGCGGUGUCGGAGUGGGUGGCGGCUCGCAGGGCGGCGGCCUCCCCGGCAGGGCAAUGCGAUACUAUCGCCUCUGGAUCUACACGUGCAACACCGCCCUGCUGGCGGGCGCGUUGGCCUUCGCCGCGGCGGCCGCCCGCACGUUGCUCUUCGACUUCCGCCGCGCCCUCAUACCCUCGCUCACGCUCUACCAGCCCUCGUUCCUCUACGCCUAUCUGGCGCUGGUCACCCAGGGCGGCGCCCUCCAGCUGUUGGGCUGCGUGGCCGCCGUCAAGCUGUCGGAGAAGCUGCUCAACGCCUACUGGCUGCUGUUGUUGGUGCUACUCUUCGGCGAUAUAGUUCUAGGGGCGUUUUGGGCGUUCAGAUUCGAACGUAUAUGUCAGGAACUGAAGCCGGCGUUGCGCGUACGCUUUCAACACGACUACGGUACCAACAACGACAUGACAGCCCUCUGGGACCGUCUCCAAACAGAAGACAAGUGUUGCGGCGUGAACGCCACUUCCAUCGCCGCCAAAGAACUACUAUUGGCGAGCAACAGCAACGUAACAACAGUACGAUGGGACAUCCCGGCCAGUUGUUGCGCAGAACCACCCCCAGUUAACAGUACCAGGUGCGAAACGUACUACACAGCGGCCUGCGACGAAGUCCUGCUGACCUACUUGAGGAGAACGGCGUCGAUACUGGCGAUACUCGGGUAUUGCGUCCUGGCCUUCCUCAAGAUGUGCUUCCUCGGUAUACUAAGGUACGAGAUACGAGAGAUGAUCCAGAAGAUCCGCAUCCUGAAGGCGGAGCUGGAGCUGCCCAACGCCAACGGCGCGGUGCCGGGCACGUUGAGGGCCGAGAGUGCGGAGAGCGAGCGCGAGUCACUCCUGAUCAGACCGGAGAGCGCGGCGCUACUCUCCUCGCCCCCGGCCCAGACGAAGAACCCCAACGGCAACAACAACUACGAGAUGAGGGAGUACCGGAGCCACGACAACAUAUGACUAAAGUAUCGCCUAGAGUUGUUGAUAUGAAAUUGCAGGGUCUGUUCACGCGCGGCCGUUGGGGUCGCGUGAAGAAGGGUCCUCUGGCCACACCGUUGGAGGAGAUCUUCAAGAGGAAGCCGCGUCCCCGCGUCAAGGACGACCCCUGCUGAGUCGGGACGCCGCCGCCGAUUCGACUGCAGCGGGACAGGAGGGGUGUGGACGUGUGAAACAGGCUCGAGGACGAUCUUACAUAAACGUG